AUGGACGAGACAAUAAUAAAAUAUCUUCGCGAUCCAUCCAACGAAUCGAAGGUAUUAGGUAUUUUUCUUCUCACGAAGAAGUAUGAGAUCUUGUUAAAGAAAAAUCCCACGACCACACUUUUGAGUUAUUCGACUGAGUUCUUCAGUUAUUUCAGUUCCAUUCACCCGACAUUUUUUGUGAAUUAUUUCAUGUACUUGGAUACCGAAUCGCCCUCAGCAGAAGCCGCAGAGACGUUAUUAACUAUUUUUAAACUAUUCUUGAACUCAGACGAGGUGAGAAACUCGGAGAGUGUAUUCCCUAUUUUACUUGGUCUUUUCGACCGCUUUUUCUCGGCUCCACAACUCACGAAAAGUCUUUCUGAAGUUAUAGAAGUCAUUGCAGUGUUGUUGCAGACAAAAGUCGCCAGAGCGUCGGCCAAAAUCUUUCAGAUCCUUCCGGCGUAUUUCAUGCAAAUAAAAAGUGAGGAAUCUGCAAAAUCUUACUCAAACGUGGUCACACAGCCAGAGUAUUCAAGGAAGAUAUCCUGGCUCAUCGAAAAAUUUCCGGUGGAUCUCCGUCCUCGCGUGAUGUCUGGCAUUGAUGUUGGUGGGCUCACACCAGACGCUAAAACCCAACUCAGAAGGUUGACCGCUAAAAUGCUUUCUGGGAAGUUAAAUGAGAACUACCAAAUCAUGUUGACCUUCCUCUUCGCUAAACUUGUCGACACCUCUGUUGACUUUUUGUCCUUAGAACCUCUUGAGUUGAUCGAUUUUGUCAUCAGAAGACUUUGCGUGGAAGUACGUGCAAAUUUGGAAUUAACUGCAAAGAAAGAACAAAGCUGUGUUAUUGCACAGGCACUUAUUGUGUAUGUGAACCACUUAAUUCGAUUUAAUGAAGAUGACGAAGAGGAGAAUGAGAAGAUGAAACGAUGUGGAAUCGACAUAGAGGCGUUAGGUAAAAUCAAUCAAAAAGUUAUUCCCGUGUUGAAUGACUUACAUGCCGAUGGAAUAACUUGGAUUAUGGAAUUUAAUGAUAACAAUCUAAUUGAAAAGGUUCUUGACGAUCAAGUGUUAAGAACUUUUGUGGCUACAAUGUUCCAAUUGAUUUUAUCACUUUCGGUGUUAAUACUUGACUUGAAAGAAAAAAAUAGUUUCAAUCUAAUUCUUCCAAUUUUGAAACUUUUUAAAUCACAAGGAGAGUGUAUUUGUUCUGACUUCGAAGAUUUGUGGAAAAUGUGGUCUUCAUUCGAGCAAACUAAUUAA
Messenger RNA from Entamoeba invadens IP1, 1242 nucleotides. RefSeq lists its product as hypothetical. The coding region runs from base 1 to 1242 and encodes 413 amino acids. The record is from RefSeq and is a predicted model, not a curated record. The transcript is spliced from 2 exons. Lineage: Eukaryota; Evosea; Mastigamoebida; Endamoebidae.